This is a messenger RNA of Hevea brasiliensis (rubber tree), 2084 nucleotides long. RefSeq lists its product as uncharacterized. Lineage: Eukaryota; Viridiplantae; Streptophyta; Magnoliopsida; Malpighiales; Euphorbiaceae. The record is from RefSeq and is a predicted model, not a curated record. Gene Ontology annotation, cellular component: SAM complex; outer membrane. Bases 88 to 1677 code for a protein of 529 amino acids. The transcript has 4 exons. Gene Ontology annotation, biological process: protein insertion into mitochondrial outer membrane.
AGAAAUAGAACAAGCAACAACUGCAGUGACGUAGUUUCAAUACAGUGCUUAUCGUACAAGUCGCCGUCUCUCUCGUCUUCCAUUUCAAUGGCAGUUGAACUCGAAUCCAUCUCUGGAAACCCUAGCAAUGGCGAGGAAGACAUUGACGAAGAAGACGAGGAAGGAGAAGAAGACGAAGGGGAAGAAGACGAAAAAGAAGACCUUGAAGAGGACAUCCAACCCGAAUGGCCAAAUUCUCGAACCUUAGAGUCUCGAGCACGAAGAGAGCGGGCGAAGGUAGAGAAUCUCUUCCGUCGGAUACAGACUGAAACGGUGCCGCUUCGUGUCCACGAUGUUAUCAUCAAGGGCAACACCAAGACCAAGGAUUCCUUAAUUGAAGCUCAAACGGCUUUGCUUAAAGACGUUUCGUCGAUGCAAGAUUUGCUGGAGGCUUCGAAAGUAGUGAAUUUCAGGUUGCAGGCGCUUGAUGUCUUUGAUUCGGUUAAGAUCACGCUUGAUUCGGGCCCUCCGGAGCUUCCUGGGACGGCUAAUGUUGUGGUUGAGGUUGUGGAGACUAAGAGUCCACUGUCUGGAGAAGUCGGCGCAUACACGAAAGGAGAGGCUAGAUCUUCAACAAUUGAAGGAACAGUCAAGUACAAAAAUAUAUUUGGUUAUGGUGAUCUUUGGGAUGCCUCUUUAGCAUAUGGUGGUGACCACAUGGCUGAGGUAAGUUCUGGUGUGUAUUUGCCAAGAUUCAGAGGACUUGCUCCUGUGACAGCAAGAUUAUUCCUGCUAUCCCAAGAUUGGCUGAAAUUUUCUUCUUUCAAAGAACGAUCAUUGGGCCUCUCUCUUGGUUUAGUUUCAAGUAGGAACCAUGACUUGGUGUACACUCUUUCAUGGCGCAUUUUGACAGAUCCAUCACAAAUGGCAUCCAGGUCAAUAAGGAGGCAGCUUGGUCAUGGUCUGCUUUCAUCCUUGAAAUACACAUUUAAGAUUGACAGGAGAAAUUCACAUUUGAGGCCAACACGUGGGUAUGCUUUUGUGUCUACCACUCAAAUUGGUGGUCUUGCACCUGAUAGUCGGAGCUUACGGUUUUUGCGCCAGGAGCUUGAUCUUCGUUAUGCAGUCCCUCUUGGGUUUUUGCGUUCUGCACUCAAUCUUGGGAUCUCUGGUGGUCUUAUUUUUCCAUGGGGAACUGGAUUCUUAAACAUGCCUUCUCCCCUACCAGAGAGAUUCUUCUUGGGUGGUAAUUUAUCUCCAAUUUGCACUUUGGGAGGUCCAAUAGCGUUAUAUGGGUUUAGUACAAGAGGACUGGGCCCCACUGAGCCUCGAAGGCAAUUGCAAAAUAAUCCAACUGAUGGUAGUUCUGAAUCUGGGAGAGAUUAUCUUGGAGGAGAUCUUGCUGUUACUGCUUUUGCAGAUUUUUCUUUUGAUUUUCCAUCCAAGUGGUGUCAAUCAAAAGGUAUCCAUGGACACAUGUUUGCAUCUGCUGGAAAUAUUGACAAAUUAACAGAAAAUGCAUACCAAAAUUUCUCUGUGCGAAAGUUUGUGGAAUCAUUUCGAACCUCUGUGGGAGUUGGGAUUGUUGUUCCUACAAAUCUGUUCCGUCUGGAGUUAAACUACUGCUACAUGUUGAAGAAAUUUGAUUAUGACCAUGGGAAGUCAGGGUUUCGGGUCAGCUUCUCCACACCAACAUAGAAUCUGGAAGAUAAGUCUGGCAGACUUAAGUUGAGCUCUUCUUUACUUUUUGCAGGGAAGUAUCAGAACACCUUCAUUUUUUUCUUUCAAAUGUAAUUUUGAUUUGAGAGUCCGAAAGUUCAGUGAACUGGAAUUUUGUGAGGUAUAAAUGGAGGGAAAUAAUUCAACAUAUCAAGAAUUAACUUGGGCCCUAUUUAUAAGGGGGGUUUUGAUGUAACUGUGAACAUUCCAAUUUCAAAUCUGACUUUGCAGAGGAUCUGAUUAGAUCCUGUUUUGUUUGUCACUUUCUUGGCAAAGUAAUUUAUUCUUAAUAAGGGGCUUCAGUUGUUUACUCGUGACAAGUCAUGUGAGAGUUUUUGCUUGUUUGAACUGCAAGACUAUUAAUUUUAAGAUGUCUUCUGAUGAAA